CGUAGCGAUAUUAAUUGUCUGUUUCCUGUCGUCGAAUCGAAAUUGUGUGAAUGACGUGUUCCUAGAGAUAAGAAACGUGAGAAACACAAUGUAAUACAUUUUUAUUUUAUAGUUGAUAAACAAGUACAUAUAUUUACAUUUAGAACGUGACUUUGAGAUAAAAUUACAAAUUCAAAUAAACUUCGCGGAAGUGUUGCUUGGUUCGUCGCUUUUAAUGGAUCGUGAUAAGUUUGAGAUGGGUUCUCUGUAAAUAUAUUUUCAACGAACCGUACGCCAAUAGUUCGGCUCGCAUAAGUGUACCGACCUUGGGACGUAUAGGAUAUUCGCAGUUCAAUUUGGACAGUGCUCCCAGCGAUAUUGUCUGUUCGUUUCGUCUCAUCGAUAUUGUAUGACAUCUUCCUAGUUUGAAUAUAGUGUGUAUUUUUCGUGAACCCAAGUUUUCCAUGAUGGCACAGUGGCCCGACGAUAAAUGCAUUGAACUUAUUGACUUAUAUCACAACAAGAGGAUACUCUGGGAUCCGAAAGACCGUGACCAUUUCCAAAAAAGCUUAAAAGAUGACGCAUGGCGCGAGAUAGGUGAGACUAUGGAUACGCCAGCAGAAGACUGUAAAUGGAAAAUGAUAAACCUAUUGGCAUCUUUUAGGCGCGAGAAGAGAAAGGUCUCCAGAGGGACCUGUGGAAUAGGAAAGGGUAGAGACGAAGCAUAUGAAAGUAGAUGGUUUGCGUAUGCUGCCAUGCGAUUUCUUGAAGAUCGAGAUCCUCCACGACGAAGAAAGACAACAAAAAAGGAUAAUCUACACACAGAAGAACAGCGAGAUGUAUUAGCAGACGAAAUGCAUUUAGAAGAGGCAGUGUACCAAGAAGAGGAAACAGCAACAUCCAGUUCAUCUUUAAUACCUCGCCCUGAUCCAUCAAGAUCCCCUCGUACAACUGCCAACGAAGAUACUCCAGCUGCUAAAAAGCGACUUCAUAAGAAGGAUACUUCAGACUCAGAAAUGAUGAGCAGUGCCUUUUUGAUUUUAAAAAAUGCUGCGGAAAGCCUCAACCAGGACUCUACUGAACUAGAUGAAAUAGAUGCAUUAUGCAAGUAUCUUUCUGCUAAAGUACAUAAGUACUCUCCUGCAACGCAGAUAGGCGUGCAACAUGCUGUUAUGGAUGUCAUCAUGAAAGCAGAUAGAGGGUUUUUUGAUUAACAGUUAAGACUCUACUCUCAUCACACUUUAUUCAUACCUUCCCCACUGCAGCCACUAUACCAUCUCCUUCUACAAUAUACUGUCAUCACACUUCAUCUACAUCUCCACAACACAGUGGCGUAGCUAGCCCCACGGGGGCCCCAUAUCAAAGUUUGUCGCAGGGC
Molecule: messenger RNA, 1357 nt
Organism: Diabrotica virgifera virgifera (western corn rootworm)
Lineage: Eukaryota; Metazoa; Arthropoda; Insecta; Coleoptera; Chrysomelidae
Exons: 3
Coding region: 444-1193 (249 amino acids)
Source: RefSeq, a predicted model, not a curated record